Messenger RNA from Neoarius graeffei (lesser salmon catfish), 1734 nucleotides. RefSeq names its product E3 SUMO-protein ligase ZBED1-like. Bases 1 to 1734 code for a protein of 577 amino acids. Gene Ontology annotation, molecular function: DNA binding. The transcript has 3 exons. The record is from RefSeq and is a predicted model, not a curated record. Lineage: Eukaryota; Metazoa; Chordata; Actinopteri; Siluriformes; Ariidae.
AUGGCGAGCGGAAAGGAGGAGCUUGAACGCCCCACGACACUUAAAUCCCCUGUAUGGGAGCAUUUUGGCUUCCCUGUCAACUAUGAUGAUGAAGGAAAGAGGUCAGUGGACAAAACUGCGACUGUGUGUAGGCAUUGUGGCACAAGAAAGCCAUAUGACAGUGGAAACACAUCCAGCAUGUUCACUCAUUUGAAGCGACAUCACCCGGGUGUUUCACUGAUCGGAGAAAAAACGAAAGCUGGCCAACAACCGCUCAUCACCGCAGCAUUUAAGCAGCCUCUCCCUGCGCAAUCCGACCAGGCUAAAGCUAUCACAAACGCUAUCGGCAUGUUUAUAGCUACAGACAUGAGGCCAUAUUCAGUUGUGCAAAACGAGGGCUUUAAAAACAUGCUGAAAGUGCUUGAGCCACGUUACGACAUCCCAUCGCGCACACACUUCAGUGAGAAGGUAGUGCCAGAUCUCUAUGAGUGGGAGAAGAAGAAAGUUGUGGAUGAACUAUCCCGAGCGUCGGCUGUUGCGCUCACGACAGACGGGUGGACGUCCAGGGGAACGGAGAGCUACGCGACGAUAACGGCUCACUUUAUCACCGAAGACUGGGAGAUGAGAAGUCUAGUGCUGCAGACACGCCCCCUCUACGAGAGUCACACAGGCACUCAUCUUGCGCAGGUACUGACACAAGCAGUUGAAGAAUGGAAGUUAAGGAGGCCCAGUACUAAUAUUCCAGUAACAACUGAUAAUGCAAAAAAUCAAAUAAAUGCAGUGAAUAUGGCAGGACUUGGCCCACAGAUAGGGUGCUUUGCACAUGUAGUGAAUUUGGCAUCACAAAACGGAAUCUCAGUCAAUAAAAUGGAACGCCUCCUUGGGAGAAUCAGGAAGGUGGUUUCCUACUUCCACCGAAGCACAACAGCUGCUCAUGUGCUCAAGACAAAGCAAGACAUGUUACAGCUACCCAAUCAUAAGCUCAUACAUGAUGUACCAACAAGGUGGAACUCCACUUAUGAUAUGGUGGAGCGUUAUCUGGAGCAGCAGGCAGCUAUAUACUCUGCAUUGACUGAGAAAACCCUGAGGAAAGAAAACAUCAUCACCCUGUCUGAUGAUGAUGUGAGAGUGGCAGAAGAGGUCCUCCAGGUACUUAAACCCCUCAAAACUGUCACAUCUCUGCUGAGCACUGAAACUUCACCAUCUGUAUCAAUGAUCCUGCCACUGAAAACAAGGAUUCUACAAUCCAUGGCUCCAAGUGUGGAAGACAGUACCAUCACACAAGAUGUCAAGGCUGCCAUUAGAGAGGACCUGAAGCCCAGAUACACUUCAUCCCCUACUCUGCAGGACUACCUUCACAAAGCUACUGCCUUGGAUCCCAGAUUCAAGUCCCUGUCUCACCUGGACCCUGCCCUACGUCAGAAGACAUACAAUGACCUCACCACUGAGAUUGUGAGCCAUCUGGGUACUGAAGACUUUGAUGAGGGUCAAGCUGCAGAGGCAGCAGGAGGAGGCUUGGACACAUCUCCUCCUCAAAAGAAAUCAGCGAUGGCCGAGCUCUUUGGAGAGACCUUUGACAGCAAAGAGAUGUACACCAAGGCUCCUGGCAUUGACCUCAUCAAAGAGGAGGUGUCAUCCUACCAGGCAGCAGGUGGCAUGUCAGUGGAUGAUGGCAAGAUGCUACCUCGCUGUGCCAGGAUCUUCAGUACCAUCAGAGAGAGUGUUCUCAACUGCAGGGGACAUAGUGACAGCUAA